Messenger RNA from Arabidopsis thaliana (thale cress), 1551 nucleotides. It is a transcript of the gene CYP71B25, whose product is annotated as cytochrome P450, family 71, subfamily B, polypeptide 25. The transcript has 2 exons. NCBI's taxonomy places the organism in Eukaryota, Viridiplantae, Streptophyta, Magnoliopsida, Brassicales, Brassicaceae. The coding region runs from base 6 to 1511 and encodes 501 amino acids. The record is from RefSeq and is marked reviewed. Gene Ontology annotation, molecular function: oxidoreductase activity, acting on paired donors, with incorporation or reduction of molecular oxygen; iron ion binding; heme binding. Gene Ontology annotation, cellular component: membrane.
AAACAAUGGCGAUUCUUCAAUCUUUCCUAUUGCUUCUAUCCCUUCCCUUUCUCUUCACGUUAAUCUACACCAAGAAGAUGAAGGAAUCGAAACGGAAUCUUCCUCCUGGUCCAGCAAAGCUUCCGAUCGUCGGAAACCUACACCAGCUACAAGGGAUGGUUCACAGAUGUCUUCAUGAGCUCUCCAAGAAACACGGACCAGUGAUGCAUCUCCAGCUAGGGUUUGUCCCACUGGUCUUGAUCUCAUCGAGUGAAGCAGCUGAAGAGGCUCUUAAAACACAUGACAUUGAGUGUUGUACGCGACCUAACACUAACGCCGCAAGGGUUUUCUCCCGUAACAACAAAAACAUCGGCCUUGGGGCAUACAGUGAUGAAUGGAGAGAGCUGCGUAAGGUUGCGGUUCGUGAGUAUUUCAGCGUAAAAAAGGUACAAUCUUUCAGGUAUGUUAGGGAGGAAGAGAAUCACUUGAUGGUCAAGAAACUGAGAGACUUGGCUUUGAAGCAAUCUCCGGUGGAUUUGAGCAAAACCCUCUUUUGCCUAGCUGCAAGUACCGUAUUCAGACCUGUCUUUGGACAGAGUUUCUCAGAUAACAAGCAUUUCAGCGAGGAAAAGAUCGAAGAACUGGUGUUUGAAGCUCAGAAAAGUUUAACUUUCAAAUUUUCUGAUCUUUUUCCUAUUCCUGGUCUUGGAUGGUUUAUAGGCUUUGUGUCAGGCCAACAUAAGGGCCUUCACAAAGUGUUCAUCGAGGUUGAUAAUUUUCUUAAUCAUAUGAUUGACGAUCAUCAAAAGCAGAACCAACCUCAAGAUCGUUCUGAUAUCGUCGGCUCCCUCUUAGAUAUGAUACAUAAUCAAGAACAAGAUAAAUCUUUCAAGCUCACCAUUGAUCAUCUCAAGGGAAUCACCCAAGAUAUAUUUCUGGCUGGGAUAGACACAAGUGCCAUUACCAUGAUUUGGGCGAUGGCAGAACUUGUUAACAACCCGAGAGUCAUGAAGAAAGUUCAAGACGAGAUUCGGUCUUGCAUUGGAAUAAAAAAGGAGAGAAUCGAGGAAGAAGAUGUCGGUAAGCUACAGUACUUGAAGCUUGUGAUCAAAGAAACCUUAAGACUACACCCAGCAGCUCCUCUUUUACUUCCAAGGGAAACAAUGGCUGAUAUCAAGAUUCAAGGCUACGACAUUCCUCGAAAAACCCUCCUUUUAGUUAGCGCAUGGUCGUUGGGACGAGAUCCGAAAUACUGGAAAAAUCCUGAGGAGUUUAACCCGGAGAGGUUUAUCGAUUGUCCUGUGGAUUACAAAGGACAUAGCUUUGAGUUUUUACCAUUUGGUUCUGGUAGGAGGUUUUGUCCAGGAAUGGCUUCGGCGAUUGCGACCAUUGAAUUGACGCUCUUGAAUUUGCUUUACUUCUUUGACUGGAAGUUGCCUGAGGAGAUGAAAGAUAUGAACAUGGAAGAAUCUGGUGAUGUCACAAUUGUUAAGAAAGUUCCUCUUGAGCUGCUCCCGGUUCUUUAUCAUUGAAUGAUGGCUUAAACUUAAGAAGAAAAAACUUAAAAUAAAU